AUGUUGCCAUCGAUCGCGAAUCUGCUCAACUUCGAGGCCUCGAACACCAACGACGACGAUUCGAUGGACGUCGUGGCCACACCCUCUCCCGCCGGCUACUACUCAUCGUCGAGUAUGAGUAACUCGGCGACAAGCCCUACUUUUGGCUUCCACUACACGAGUAGCACCUCUCCAUCGUCGAUGGGGGGUGCUAAUCCGAAUGAUGCCACUACGCCGACCCACCAUUCGCCGCGAUCCGAGCAACAACGCGAGGGCAAGAAGAAGAAUUCGAUCCACUUCCUCCUCAACAGCAACGAUGCCAUGGAGGAGUGCUCGGCCAGCGUCGAAUCGGCCAAAUCUUCGUCCUCUACGCCGGCCCCGUCGACCGCCGCGAGCGGUCCGUCGCCUUCCACCCAGCGCCGACGCAAGCUGCUGCGACGCAACCGGUCGGACGACCACGAGGAAGAGGAGCGCGCCGCACGCAUGCUGCUCAUGCAAGGCUUCCCGCCCGACAAGGGACUCUUCCAGACGCCCUCGUCCAGCGGCAGCGGCAGCGCGGGUGCCUCGCGCCUGGGCAACUUCCCGCUGCCGGCUCACAGCAUCGAGCAGCUGCUCCCCGCGACCACCUCGAGCCGCGGCUCGCCCAAGCCGUCGCGUCUUUUCCGCCGCAACAACAACAACAGCAACCAGCAGCAGCAACAGCAGGAGCUCGCGUACCAGCAGCAAAUGCAACAGUACCAGCUCCAGCAGCAGCUUCAACUUCAGCAACAGCUCCUCCAUCAGCAGCAGCAGCAGCACCAGCACCAACACCACCACCAGCAGCAGAUGCUCAUGCACACGAAAAAGAGCGGCAAGGACGUCCCGGUGCUGCUGCACCCGCCGCUGUCGCCCGGACCCAGCGACCACGUCAGCGUCGAGGUGUUCGGCGGCUCGUCGCUGCGCCGAAGCAACCCCGAUCGAUUGCCACCCUCGUCGGCGGUGAUGGCGUCGACGUCGACCUCGCCCACGAUGACCUCGUCGCCGGUCCUGUCCUCGUCGCCGUCGGCCUCGCUGUCGCCCUCGCUCAUGUCGCCCUCGAACCGACACAGCCAUCAGCUGCUGCCGCCGUCAAGCGUCCCGUCGCCCGCGUCGUCCCGGCCGCCGCUCGAGAGGAAUCCGUCGGUCUACUCGCUCAAGUCCUUCUACCAACAAGCGUCGACUGGCGUAGCCACCGCGCCGCAGUCUGCCGCGGCCGCGCCGUACACGCCACACUACGGAGCGCCGCCGCCGCAGUACGGCACGAUGCCCACCAACCCGUCGCACCACGGCUACGGCUCGUACCCGCCCUCGGGUGGCCACCCGUUCGCCGCGCAGCACCAGCAACAGCAGCUCCUCCAGCACCAACAUCAGCAACAGCAGCUUCACCUGCAGCACCAGCACCAGCAGCACCUGCUCCAGCAGCAACAGCUGGUCCAGCAGCAGCUCCAGCAGCAGCAACACCACAAGCUCAAGGAGGAGCGGCCGUCGUCAUCGGCCGCCGACCAGGAGCGACACCAGACCGAGCGGCUCGAAGAGCGGCGGCGGCUGACCAAGGAGCAGAAGAAGGUGCUCGAGGCCGUGUUCGAGCUCGACCCGCUGCCCAGCGCCAAGACCAAGCGCACCCUCGCCGGCGAGCUGGGCAUGUCCCUUCGGAGCGUGCAGAUGUGGUUCCAGAACCAGCGGGCCAAGCUGCGCAAGCGCGAGAAGGAGGCCAAGGACGGUGGUAGCGACAACUACCCCACGACCAAGGCCAUCGCCUCGCCACCGUCAUCAUCGUCUUCUUCGGCCAAGGGUGGUCGGCGCAGCGGCACCAGCAGCCUACGAUCGUCGGACGAGCGAGGCAACGGAGCCGAGAGCCACAGCCUGAGCAGCAGCGGCGGCGGUUCCAAGCGGGGCGGCGGCGCGGCGCCCAACUCGCUGGUCUUCCACCACAUGAAGGCCAAGACCGAGGCCGGCGGCGUCUUCCAGCUGGUCGCCGAGGACCCGUGA
Acanthamoeba castellanii str. Neff is the source of this 1986-nucleotide messenger RNA. Its product is annotated as homeobox domain containing protein. Lineage: Eukaryota; Discosea; Longamoebia; Acanthamoebidae. The coding region runs from base 1 to 1986 and encodes 661 amino acids. The record is from RefSeq and is a predicted model, not a curated record. Gene Ontology annotation, molecular function: RNA polymerase II cis-regulatory region sequence-specific DNA binding. Gene Ontology annotation, biological process: cell differentiation; regulation of transcription by RNA polymerase II. The transcript is spliced from 2 exons.